CAUAACUAAGCUCAUCAUUUUUAUAUUUCUUUUUUUUCGCACAUUACACACUCCCUUUCACGAUGGAUUUUCGCGAUUUCGAACAUAAGGCGCCGCUGCAGCGCAUCUGGGACGGCAUGAUCCCAAUUGAACUCCAGCUAGCCUCCGCUGAUGCCAUCGAGCUACUGGCUUCAGCAGUUCUGCCAGAGCCCUUCCAAACAUUUUAUCUCCUGGUUCCGCGCGUUAGCUACUUCCCAUUCAUGUGCACGCAGAUUAAGGAACGGUGGCUGGACCCGAUGUUCUCCAUCUCGGGAUCGCGCACACCCGGCAAUAGCGUGAUAAAGGAGUCCGAAAUGUGGUUCGAGUACCGCGGGCAGGCGCUCAAAUGGCACUACCCAGUCGGGCUGCUUUACGACAUGCUCGUAGCGGAUGUCGUCGGUGGCCAGCCCGAGCUGCCCUGGGGACUGACCCUACAUGUGCGCAAGUUUCCGGCGACCAAGCUGGAGGCCGACUUUAUCAGGAAUGGGUCGACAAAGAAGGUCAUGGACUUGGCCAAAUCCGAUCAGAUGCAGUUCCUUGAUGGGCUGGAGACGCACUCGUUCGAGAAGUACUUUGCUAUUCGGUCGAUCAUCAUACCGUCGCAGGAUGCCCGGCCGCCGGUUUCGGCCAGGGGCGGCGGCACAGCGGCUGGGAGGACGGUCCCAAAGGCUAUUCCACUUAAGUUUUAUAUGCAGACCAUGAGUGCGCCCGAGGAAAACGAGAGGGCUGUGACGGCGGGUGCAGCGCGGCAGCCGGAUAUGUCGCAGUUCCAUGUUGCGCAGUUCCCCGUGCCGCUGAUGAGAGAGGGCUCGGCGGAGCUGACUACGCUGGCGGACGCGUUCAAGCUGUGCUACGAGAUCACCGGCCAGAACGACGACGCGUUUGUGGGCAACUGCGUCUGCCUGUCGCAGGGCAUCUGCGUGCCCUGGGAGACGCCCAUCAGCUGGCUGGCGGACAACCUGUUCUACGCGGACUGCUUCUUGCAUCUUGUCGUGGUAGGCGUGUAG
Messenger RNA from Kickxella alabastrina, 1025 nucleotides. Its product is annotated as autophagy protein Apg5-domain-containing protein. Lineage: Eukaryota; Fungi; Kickxellomycota; Kickxellomycetes; Kickxellales; Kickxellaceae. Gene Ontology annotation, biological process: C-terminal protein lipidation; autophagy of mitochondrion; autophagosome assembly. The transcript is spliced from 2 exons. Bases 63 to 1025 code for a protein of 320 amino acids. The record is from RefSeq and is a predicted model, not a curated record. Gene Ontology annotation, cellular component: phagophore assembly site membrane; Atg12-Atg5-Atg16 complex; cytoplasm.